Messenger RNA from Ceratitis capitata (Mediterranean fruit fly), 2672 nucleotides. Its product is annotated as nose resistant to fluoxetine protein 6. Gene Ontology annotation, molecular function: acyltransferase activity, transferring groups other than amino-acyl groups. NCBI's taxonomy places the organism in Eukaryota, Metazoa, Arthropoda, Insecta, Diptera, Tephritidae. Bases 88 to 2472 code for a protein of 794 amino acids. The record is from RefSeq and is a predicted model, not a curated record. The transcript has 9 exons.
GUCGUAAGUUAACAGUGAGAAAUGCGCUUGUGCGAAUCCCUUCGAGACCGUUAAUUACUUUCCGCGUUUUAAAACGAAUACAACGUAAUGCGGACGGUUGCUGCUGUUAUCGUGUCCGCGCUUUUGACAUUCGCAGUGGAUGGAACCACAAUUGCGCCGCGAGUUGAACAGGUAUUGCCGGCAGAAGUUUCAUUGGCGCGUCUCAACUUCCUGAUUGGAGUUGCUCAGCUGGGCGCUCUCCAUGAAAAUGGCACGUGCUGUGGCAGAGAACUUGAAACUCUGCUGAAGGCUGUUGCUGCCAAAGAGUUUUGGAGCUUAAAAGUGCUCGACUCGUUUGGCGUGGCACCGAAGUCCUUCAAUUGGGGUAAUUACUUUUGGUUUGCUCCACAGUGGCAGUGCAACGACUUGAAUACGCCAUACGUCAUCGCUAUGUCGGCAGACUAUUUGCGUACCUAUAGGUUUAAUCCGUUCAAUGUUACAUCACCUGUGCGCCUGCGCCUCACCAUGGUUUAUAUGCGUUUCUCCACGCCCCGUUAUAUUGAUGUGAGACUUCCGUAUGAGUCUAUCAUUCAUAUCGGUUUAUGUUUACCACAAUCCUGCUCGGUGGCAAGUCUGCGUCGAUACACCGACGAAUACUUUCAGCGCGGCGAUUUUAUGAUGCAAAGAGAGUGGGAACUGCAAAUGCACGCAGUCGCGGCCAGAGUACCGUCUUUUGGCCUAAAUUUCUUUCAACAAACCGGAACCUUAAUUGCGAUCGUCAUUCUCACCACACUGGUUUUACUCAUCGCAUUAGCUGAAAUUGUGCAUCGCUCCGAAGAGCAACUAAAGCUACAGCAAUUCAUGCAUACAAAAGCUCCAAUUGCCACAACCAAAGCGAGUACCGUGCAUAUGGAAAACUUUCCGGUGCAGCCACCAAGAGAUACUUGCGCUGCUGAAAGCUCUACAACUGAGGAACUUUUGUUGUGCUUCCGUUUAAGUGAGAAUUUUAAGCGCGCCCUCCAACUGGAGCCCGCUAGCUCAAAUUCGAAUUUUUUGUGCGUUAUUGCCGGCGUGCGUAGCAUUAUUUGUUUGUGGGUUUCCACUUUUCACGUGUACUACUAUUCAGUGUUCGCACUGUCCAACGCACCGAUGCUCUUCGUGGCGAUGGGAAAUUUUCUAAAUCAACCACUUUUGCAGGCCAUCUUUUUUGUGGACGUUUUCUUUGUUAUAAGCGCUCUACUACUUGUCUACAAUUUUCUCUCCUCCCAGACGAGGCUAAAAGAAAUUCGUAACAAUAAUUUCCCGCAAAAUAUAAAAUUAUUUGGAAGACUUUUAUUGCAACGGUAUUUGCGACUAACGCCGAUGUUGAUCAUAACAAUGGUCCUUACUGAUGUCAUUUACGAUUUGAUCAACACUUAUUCCCCCUUUUAUUUGGGCGCGAACAGCGGCUAUUACUGCAAGCAACGUUGGUGGCACAAUGUACUCUACAUACAAAACUUUCUUGAUAUGAAGGAUAUUUGCUGCUCCUGGACUUGGUAUUUGGCGUGUGAAAUGCAGUUCUACAUACUGAUAACAGCUUUGUUGUUCUUGUAUGCUAAAAGCGAACGUUUUGCUAAAAUCUCCUUCGUGACAUUGGUCGUUGGCUUUCCUGUGGUCGGUUGGUUAUGCAAUUACUACAAUGACAUUACAUUUGACAUAGACAAACUCCAUUCAACGCUGAAUCAGCUGUACGUGAAGCCAUGGGUGCGUAUCAACCCUUAUCUCGGAGGGGCUCUUUGCGGCUGGUUGCUGCAUAAUAAUAGCCAGCGGCGACAUCAACGAUACCAUAAUCAUCAACAAGAGCCGCAGUCCGAGCAGCAGCAGAAGCCUCAGCCUCAACCGCAAACGCAGACUGACUCGCACGUGCAACGUCAACACCAACAACAACAACAACAGCAGCAGCAUGUAGAGAAACAAUUGCAACAAAAUCAACUUCAACAAUCAUCCCACCGCCAACAACAAUGUGCUGCAACGACGGCCACUGCAACUGCCGAUACGUCGGCGAGAAAUAAUAUUAGUUGGUGGCAUGCGGCUUUUUGGCUUUUCAUCGCCCUCGUCUAUGCGGUGGCAAAUUUCAUGAGCUACUGGCGCAACACACCCACAUGGCUGGUGGCGACAAUUAUGUCCUUUGGCAAAUUGCUUUUCGCACUCUCCAUCGGCGGCGGCAUUCUGAUUUGCGCCUGGGGACACGGUGGCCGUUUGAACGCCUUGCUGAGUGCGCGCUUCUUUCGGCUGCUGAAUAAAUUCUGCUAUAGCAUUUAUUUGCUAACGCCCGUAAUUACAUUGGUCGCCUAUGGUUUGCGCAAUGAACCGACCAGCUUCAAUGAAGCUGCCUCCGGCUCGGACUUUAUUGCGGUGAAUGUGGUGGCGGUGCUGUCUUCGUGUUUGAGCUAUGUAUUGGUGGAGUUGCCAGUGCAGAGAGUGUGCAACAAAUUGUUGCAUAAACGAAGAUAGAAGGAAUAAAAUGGCAUAAAUGAAACUAGACGCAAAACAUCUGCAUACAAACAUACAUACAUACUCGUAUAUUAAUAUGUAUAAAAUUCAUUUAUCAAUGAAUAAUUAUAUCAGCCACAUAAGACUUUAUUUCUUCUAAUAUAUUUUAUAAGAAUAAGACACUUAAUUUUUUACAAAUAAAUUUUAAUCACUCAGUUUUU